Messenger RNA from Linderina pennispora, 2139 nucleotides. RefSeq lists its product as uncharacterized. Lineage: Eukaryota; Fungi; Kickxellomycota; Kickxellomycetes; Kickxellales; Kickxellaceae. Gene Ontology annotation, biological process: proteolysis. The record is from RefSeq and is a predicted model, not a curated record. Bases 1 to 2139 code for a protein of 712 amino acids. The transcript is spliced from 2 exons. Gene Ontology annotation, molecular function: serine-type endopeptidase activity.
AUGAUACUACGCUUCGCGCUUCGCAGUCUUCCUGCCUCUGUUCUGUUUAUGGCCGCCCUGGGCGCGCGCAUCUUCACGCCCGAGGACCUGGUGCAAACCAACCGAUUCAGCGGUUCGGUGGCAGUCGCACCCGACAGCCACGCGAUCGCAUACGUCCAGACACACUACUCCAUCGACACCAAGCAACAGACAACCGAGCUGUUCGUCCAGACGCUGGGCAGCAGGACACCAGUCAAGCUGCUCACGUCAUCAGCUGACUCACGCCUCAGCCCCAAGCAGCGCAUCGACGCUCCCAAGAGCCUGCAGCCCUCGCAGCCAGUGUGGCUAGGCACCAAUACCCUAGGCUUUGUGUCGGCAAAUGAGCAGACCGGUGGCUCCACUCUGUACGCGGUGGACCAGCAAGGCGCGCAGUGGACCAAGCCGCGGCCGGUGGCCGAGUUCCCGGUGGCCAUCGGGGACGUGCAGUACCAUCUGGCAGCGGAUGUGCUGGCAUUCACGGCCGAGGUGCAUAAUGCCACGCAGUCGCUGGAGGAGUCGGCGCGGCUGGACGAGCUGGAGGGCGAGCGCGCCGACUCGGGCAAGGCGUACGAGGACCUGUGGAUCCGCCACUGGGAUACCUUUGUGACCCCGCGGCUGCCGCAGAUCCACACGCUGUCGCUGAAUACUGCUACCAAUGCCACGCGCAGUGCGUCGAGCCGCGACGGCCGCCUGGAGGCCAGCAAUUCGUUUGUGUUUGCACCCGACGGCAAAAAGGUCGCCUUUGUGGCCAAGAAGCCCGGCGUCGACUAUGCAUACCGCACCACCAGCUUCGUCUAUCUGGCCGAUGUCGAUGGCUCCAAGGCCGAGCCCAUCAACGAGGGCGCGACAGGUGCCAGCGACAGCCCUGCAUUCAGCGCUGACGGCUCCAAGAUUGCGUUCCUGCAGAUGACCGAUCCCAAGUACGAGUCGGACCGCAAUCAGAUCAAGAUCUAUGACACUGCCGACAAGUCUAUCCACGACGUGGCCCGCGACUGGGACCGCUCGCCGUCGCAGAUCCUGUGGGCCGACGACAAGACUCUGCUGGCCGUCUACAACGACUGGGGACACAACCGCCUGGCCAAGAUCGACAUUGCCUCGGGUGCUGUGACGCCGGUGGUGUCCAGCCACUCCGUUGGCUCAGUGCAGGCGCUGCCCGGCACCGACCGCCUGCUGAUCGACUACAGCGCGCUGGACUCGCCGACUGACCUGUACACAGUCAAGGUGGAGUCUAACGAGCUCGACCGCGUAACCGAGCUCAACCCGCAGUUCCGCGAGACCAUCUACCUGUCAAAGCCACAGGAGCUGAAGCUCACCGGCGUCGACAACUCGACCAUCCACGGCUAUCUGCUGCAGCCGCCCAACUUCGACCCCGCUAAGAAGUACCCGCUGGCCUUUUUGAUCCAUGGUGGCCCGCAGUCGAGCUUCACCGACAGCUGGAGCAGCCGCUGGAACCCGAACAUCUUUGCCGCCGCUGGCUUCGUCACCGUCGCGCUGGAUCCCCAGGGCUCCACCGGCUACGGCCAGGAGUUCACCGAUGCCAUCCGCAACCAGUGGGGCGGCAAGCCGUUCCAGAGCCUGAUAUCUUCCCUCGACCAGCUGCUGGAGCAGUACGAGUACAUUGACCGCGACCGUCUGGCUGCACUUGGAGCCUCAUACGGCGGCUACAUGAUCAACUGGAUCAACGGCCACACUGACCGGUUCCGCGCUCUGGUCAACCACGACGGCAUGUUCUCGACUAUCAGCAGCUACUACAGCACCGACGAGCUGUACUUCCCCGAGACCGAGUUCGAGGGCGUGCCCUUCGACGACAAGGCCCGCGAGAACUAUGAGCAGUGGUCGCCUGAGCGCUUUGUCAAGAACUGGAAGACCCCCACUCUGGUCAUCCACAGCGAGAAGGACUACCGCCUGGUUGUCAGCGAGGGCAUCAGCGCCUUCACUGCUCUCAGGCGCCAGAAUGUGCCUGCCCGGUUCCUGUACUUCCCUGACGAGAACCACUGGAUCCUGAAGCCCGCCAACUCGCUGCGCUGGCACCAGGAGGUCCUUGACUGGAUCACCACCUGGACCAACGACGAGGCCAGCACUCCGCAGAAGCCCAAGUUCAAGGUUCAGUCCGAAAACUAA